AUGCCGUCCACCAAAGGAAAGCCCACGAACACCAAGCUGCACGAUGAGAUCACGGAGAAGAUCAAGAACGAGACCAACAAGGAUGGAUCGGGCGCAGGACAGAUGGCCGCUUGGAAGGCAUCCAAAAUAGCCAAGGAGUACGAGGCCCAGGGCGGAGAGUACGAGAACGAGGCCGGAUCAAAGAACGAGCCCAAGACUGGCGCGCCGGAGCACAAGUCGGACGACAAGAAGGCCGCCGAGGAGAAGGCGGACGACGGGGAGGAGGCCGGCGGUCGCAAGCCUUCCAGCCGGGCUGCCAAGGCCGCGUCGGACAAGAAGGAGAAGGAGGAGGCGGCGGCGGCUGCCAAGGAGAAGGCGGACAAGGAGAAGGCCGACAAGAAGCCCGCGUCCAAGAAGCCGGCGAGCAAGAAGGCGGAUGAUAAGCCCGCGGCGGAGAGCAAGAAGCCUGCGUCCAAGAAGGCGGAUAAGGAGGAGACCAAGAAGCCGGCAUCCAAGAAGGCGGCGGACAAGGAUAAGGAGGAGACCAAGAAGCCCGCCUCGAGCGCUGCUGCCAAGAAGACGGCCGCUUCCAAGAAGAAGGAGGAGGAUAUCGCGGAGGAUGAGGAGGAUGGAGAGGAGGCGGAGAAGGAGACCAAGACCAAGAAGCCGGCGAACAAGAAGGCCGAGUCGGCUGCGAAGCCCGCUAGCAAGGCUAAGCCGGCUAGCAAGAAGGAGGAGGCGAGCAAGAAGCCCGAGAGUAAGAGCGCGGCGAGCAAGAAGAGGGAGGCGGCCGCCGAGGGAGACGAGGAGGCGUCCAAGAAGAAGAAGACCAAGUAG
Dioszegia hungarica is the source of this 816-nucleotide messenger RNA. RefSeq lists its product as uncharacterized. Lineage: Eukaryota; Fungi; Basidiomycota; Tremellomycetes; Tremellales; Bulleribasidiaceae. Bases 1 to 816 code for a protein of 271 amino acids. The transcript has 3 exons. The record is from RefSeq and is a predicted model, not a curated record.